AUGGCAUUUCUUCUUUCUUUCUUUCUUUCUUUCUUUCUUUUUUUCUUUCUUUCUUUCUUUUACAUCUUUCACUUUCUCUGUCCACUUAUAAUACUUCUAUGUAUUUCUUUCUUUCUUUCUUUCUUUUUUUCUUUCUUUCUUUCUUUUACAUCUUUCACUUUCUCUGUCCACUUAGUAAUACUUCUAUGUAUUUCUUUCUUUCUUUCUUUCUUUCUUUCUUUUUUCUUUCUUUCUUUCUUUUACAUCUUUCACUUUCUCUGUCCGCCUAGUAAUCUUCUAUGUAUUUCUUUCUUUUUCUUUCUUUCAUUCUUUCUUUCUUUCUUUCUUUCUUUCUUUCUUUUACAUUUCCAUUUUUCUCUUUUCAUUUCCUUCUUUCUUUCUUUCUUUCUUUCUUUCUUUCUUUCUUUCUUUUACAUGUUCCAUUUUUUCUUUCUGCCUAGCAUUUCCUUCUUUCUUUCUUUCUUUCUUUUACAUCAUUUCCUUCUUUCUUUCUUUCUUUCUUUCUUUCUUUUACAUGUUCCAUUUUUCUCUUUCUGCCUAGCAUUUCCUUCUUUCCUUUCUUUCUUUUUCAUGUUCCAUUUUUCAUUCUUAGCAUUUCUUCUUUCUUUCUUUCUUUCUUUCUUUCUUUCUUUUUACAUGUUCCAUUUUUCUUUCUGUCUAGCAUUUCCUUCUUUCUUUCUUUCUUUUGCUUUCUUUCUUUUACAUGUUCCAUUUUUCUCUUUCUGCCUAGCAUUUCCUUCUUUCUUUCUUUCUUUCUUUUACAUGUUCCAUUUUCUCAUUCUGUCUAGCAUUUCCUUCUUUCUUUCUUUCUUUCUUUCUUUCUUUCUUUUACAUCAUUUCCUUCUUUCUUUCUUCCUUCUUUCUUUUACAUGUUCCAUUUUCUCUUUCUGCCUAGCAUUUCCUUCUUUCUUUCUUUCUUUCUUUCCUUCUUUCUUUCUUUAUUUACAUCAUUUCCUUCUUUCUUUCUUUCUUUCUUUCUUUUACAUGUUCCAUUUUCUCUUUCUGUCUAGCAUUUCUUUCUUUCUUUCUUUCUUUCUUUUACAUGUUCAAUUUUUCUCUUUCUGCCUAACAUUUCCUUCUUUCUUUCUUUCUUUCUUUCUUUCUUUCUUUUGCAUGUUCCAUUUUCUCUUUCUGCCUAGCAUUUCUUUCUGUCUUUCUUUCUUUCUUUCUUUCUUUUAUAUGUUCCUUUUUCUCUUUCUGCCUAGCAUUUCCUUCUUUCUUUCUUUCUUUCUUUCUGUCUUUCUUUCUUUCUUUCUUUUACAUGUUCCAUUUUUCUCUUUCUGCCUAGCAUUUCCUUCUUUCUUUCUUUCUUUCUUUCUUUUUUUCUUUCUUUAA
This is a messenger RNA of Acanthosepion pharaonis, 1335 nucleotides long. The record is from the annotation of a GenBank genome assembly. Lineage: Eukaryota; Metazoa; Mollusca; Cephalopoda; Sepiida; Sepiidae.